Messenger RNA from Podospora anserina S mat+, 1746 nucleotides. RefSeq lists its product as uncharacterized. The record is from RefSeq and is a predicted model, not a curated record. Bases 1 to 1746 code for a protein of 581 amino acids. The transcript has 2 exons. Gene Ontology annotation, molecular function: zinc ion binding; nucleic acid binding. Gene Ontology annotation, biological process: ribosomal large subunit biogenesis. Gene Ontology annotation, cellular component: preribosome, large subunit precursor. NCBI's taxonomy places the organism in Eukaryota, Fungi, Ascomycota, Sordariomycetes, Sordariales, Podosporaceae.
AUGGCGACCAUUAGUGGUAGUCGUGCUGCUUCAGGCGCUGCUCCUGGCGCAGAUAUUGGAUCUUCGCAUCCUUACACUUGCAAUACCUGCCAGGUCGCCUUCCGCAAUGGCGAUUUGCAGAGGGGUCAUAUGCGCAGUGACUGGCAUCGCUACAACCUGAAGCGCCGUGUCGCCUCGCUGCCCCCCAUCUCCUCGGAAAUUUUCACCGAAAAGGUCCUCCAGGCCCGCGCUGCCACCACUGCGCAGGCGGACAAGGCCGGCUUCGAGAGAGCUUGCGAAGUUUGCCAGAAAAAUUAUUUCAGCGAGGGCGCAUACAAGAACCAUCUUACCAGCUCCAAGCACAAGGCCAAGGUCGCUGCUCUGGCGGCUCGCCCACAGGGCAAGAUCCCUGACGAUGCCAGCUCCAUGACCUUCUCGCUUGGCGAGCCAGCCCCUACAGACUCUGUGGUUGAUUCGGACGCGGAGGAGGAGUUUAACGAGGUGGUUGAGGGUAUCAAGAACACCCAGCUGCAAGAGAACGAGAACGUCUCCCCACUUAGACGUCCCUCCAACCCUCACUUGUCAGCCGCUGCCCAGCACAAGACUGAGCACCCCGUGUCAGAGACACCCAGUGAAGAGGAGGAGGAAUCCGCUACCCCUUCCUCUGCUACCCCAGUGGUUUCACAACAACAACAAGCUGGUCCUCCCCGGACAAUCAAUACUUGUAUUUUCUGCAAUCUUGAGUCCGAGAAUCCUCAGCUCAACGCCCAGCACAUGGAAAAGACCCACGGCAUGUUCAUCCCGGAGAAGCAAUACCUCGUUGAUCUCGAGGGCUUGAUAAACUACCUCCAAGAGCGCGUGUAUGACCUCAACGAGUGCAUCACCUGCUCCAAGAUGAGAAACACCACCUACGCCGUCCAGACUCACAUGCGCGACAAAGCCCACGUCCAAAUUCCUUUCACAACCGAAGAUGAACAGCUCGAAAUUGGUGAAUUCUACGACUUCCGCGCCACUUAUUCUGAUGACGAAGAGGGAGAGUGGGAGGAUGAGGAUGAGGAGAUGGAGGAUGCUGACACGAACGGUGGUGCCAAACUUGGUGGUCACCGCGCAACCAGGACAGUUACAGUCGACGAGAAUGGUGAUGAGAUCAUGGAGGAUGGGAAUGGAGAAGGAUGGGAGACGGAUUCUGACGAGUCGUCUCUGAAUUCUGAUGAUUUGCACGCCGUUCCCGCGGAGCUACAUCUUCACCAGUAUGAGAGGCUGUCAAAGAAUCAUCACCACUCGUCAAGCACACCAAGGACGCACCAGCAGGCAGAUGGGUUCCAUGCUCACAGCAAGAAGAGUCACGCGGUGUUCUAUGAUGAUUAUGAGUUACACCUCGGCAGUGGGAAGGCUGUUGGUCACAGAUCGCUCAACAAGUACUACAGGCAAAAUCUGUAUAAAUACCCCACGCCAGAGGAGAGGGCCGAGAGGUUGUUGCUCAAGGCCAACGAGCAAGGUCAGGGUGUCAUGGACGUGGACGAGGAUGGGAAUGGACAGACGGUUGUCCCGCUGCGGGAUCCCAACCCCAAGGCCAGGGGGAGAGCGGUGGUGGGCAGAGACGUUGCCGGUCUGGGUGUCAGGUCUGCUGGCGAGCUGGAGAAGCACAGGGCUGUGGUGGUGAAGGGUAAGAAGCAAGAGUGGAAGGACCAGAAGGACAGAGGCAUGCUUCAGGCGAGACUGGGCAUCAAGGAGAAGGCGCCUCAUCCGGCUACAUACUUGCGUUAG